GAUCGCCCUGAGCUAAACAGCUAGCUUAAAUACCAAAAAUUACCUAUCAACAUUAAAAAUCUUUAUAAAACCACAACAACCCAAAUUAAAACAUUUUACCGCCCAAGUAUGUGAGACAGAAAAGGCACUACAUAAAGCUAUAGAAAAAGUACCGCAAGGGAAUGCUGAAAGAGAAAUGAAACAAAUCAUUAAAGCUCUACAAAGCAGAGAUUAAAUCUCGUACCUUUUGCAUCAUGAUUUAGCUAGCCCUUCUGAGCAAAGAGUACUUUAGUUCAAAACCCCGAAACUACGUGAGCUACCCCGAAACAGCCUAUUAAUUAGGGCCAACCCGUCUCUGUGGCAAAAGAGUGGGAAGAUUUCCGGGUAGAGGUGACAAACCUACCGAACCUAGUUAUAGCUGGUUGCCUAAGAAAUGAAUAGAAGUUCAGCCUCACACUCCUUAACUCAAAAAUAAAUUUAAAAUACACGAGACAAAGAAACAUGUGAGAGUUAGUCAAAGGGGGUACAGCCCCUUUGAAACAGGACACAGCCUCAUCAGGAGGUUAAAGAUUAUAUUAAAUAAGAUAAAACCGCUCUAGUGGGCCUAAAAGCAGCCAUCAAAACAGAAAGCGUUAAAGCUCUGGCGGAAUAAAAAUCCAUUAUCCAAAUAUACUAUCUAAAACCCCUAACUUUAUUAGGCCAUUCCAUGCCUACAUGGAAGAAAUACUGCUAAAAUGAGUAAUAAGAAAGAACCCCUUUCUCCUAGCCUACGUGUAUACUAGAUCGGACUAACCACUAGUAAUUACCGAACCCAAUAAAAGAGGGCAAUGUGAACACCUAAAAUAACAAGAAAACUUCACAUAAAACAAUCGUUAAACCCACACCGGAAGGCCUACAUAGGAAAGACUAAAAGAAAAGGAAGGAACUCGGCAAACACUUAUAAGCCUCGCCUGUUUACCAAAAACAUCGCCUCCUGCAAAAAUCAACGUAUAGGAGGUCUUGCCUGCCCAGUGACAAGUUAAACGGCCGCGGUAUUUUGACCGUGCGAAGGUAGCGCAAUCACUUGUCUUUUAAAUGAAGACCUGUAUGAAUGGUGGAACGAGGGCUUAACUGUCUCCCCUUUCAAGUCAAUGAAAUUGAUCUGCCCGUGCAGAAGCGGGCAUAAAACUACAAGACGAGAAGACCCUUUGGAGCUUAAGACUUAAGAUCAACUAUGUCAAGAACCUAAACAAGAUUAAACUAAAUAGCAAUUGAUCCCUGUCUUCGGUUGGGGCGACCGCGGGAGAAAACAAAGCUCCCACGCGGACCGGGAUUAUAUCCUAAAACUAAGAGAGACACCUCUAAGGCACAGAACUUCUGACCACAAAGAUCCGGCUCUUAUGCCGAUCAACGGACCAAGUUACCCUAGGGAUAACAGCGCAAUCCCCUUUAAGAGUCCAUAUCGACAAGGGGGUUUACGACCUCGAUGUUGGAUCAGGACAUCCUAAUGGUGCAGCCGCUAUUAAGGGUUCGUUUGUUCAACGAUUAAAGUCCUACGUGAUCUGAGUUCAGACCGGAGCAAUCCAGGUCAGUUUCUAUCUGUAAUGCCACUUUUCCUAGUACGAAAGGACCGGAAAAAGGGGGCCCAUAUUAUUAAUACGCCCCACCCCUAUUUAAUGCAAUCAACUAAAUUAAAUAAUGAGAGGGCAUAACCCUAUAAUCGAGAUAAGAUUAUUAAGAUGGCAGAGCCCGGUAAUUGCAAAAGGCCUAAGCCCUUUCCCCCGGAGGUUCAAAUCCUCCUCUUAAUUAUGAUAGCACUUCUAAUUACAUACCUAAUUAAUCCUCUAGCCUAUAUCGUGCCCGUACUAUUAGCAGUCGCCUUCCUAACCCUAAUUGAACGCAAAGUACUAGGAUAUAUGCAACUACGUAAGGGCCCAAACGUAGUAGGACCCUACGGACUCCUACAACCAAUCGCAGACGGUGUCAAGCUAUUUAUUAAAGAGCCCCUACGCCCUUCAACAUCCUCCCCUUUUCUAUUCCUAGCAACCCCCAUAUUAGCUCUUACCCUAGCCCUUACUUUAUGAGCACCAAUACCCAUACCACAUUCAAUAACAGACCUAAAUCUAGGCAUAUUAUUUAUCUUAGCCCUUUCAAGCUUAGCAGUUUACUCUAUUCUAGGUUCAGGAUGGGCCUCUAAUUCAAAAUAUGCCUUAAUCGGGGCCCUACGAGCAGUUGCCCAAACCAUUUCCUAUGAAGUUAGUUUAGGAUUAAUUCUGCUAUCUAUUAUUAUCUUUACAGGAGGUUUCACCCUACAAAUAUUUAAUACAACCCAAGAAGCAGUAUGACUGCUUAUCCCAGCAUGACCCCUAGCUGCCAUAUGAUACAUUUCUACCCUAGCAGAAACAAACCGAGCCCCCUUCGACCUUACAGAAGGAGAAUCAGAACUCGUCUCUGGUUUCAAUGUAGAAUAUGCCGGAGGACCCUUCGCCCUAUUUUUCCUGGCCGAAUACGCCAACAUCCUCUUAAUAAACACCCUUUCAGCCAUUCUAUUCCUAGGUACAACCCACAAUAUUAUCAUACCAGAAAUCACCUCAAUCAACAUUAUAACUAAAGCUGCCCUCCUCUCCAUAUUAUUUUUAUGAGUACGUGCCUCCUACCCCCGAUUCCGAUACGACCAACUAAUACACUUAGUAUGAAAAAACUUCCUACCUCUCACACUAGCCCUAAUUCUAUGACACAUUGCCCUGCCUAUUGCACUAACAGGCCUACCACCCCAACUAUAGUCU
Molecule: messenger RNA, 2744 nt
Organism: Tachysurus vachellii
Lineage: Eukaryota; Metazoa; Chordata; Actinopteri; Siluriformes; Bagridae
Product: NADH-ubiquinone oxidoreductase chain 1-like
Exons: 1
Biological process (GO): aerobic respiration
Cellular component (GO): membrane
Molecular function (GO): NADH dehydrogenase activity
Source: RefSeq, a predicted model, not a curated record